Molecule: messenger RNA, 1419 nt
Organism: Zea mays
Lineage: Eukaryota; Viridiplantae; Streptophyta; Magnoliopsida; Poales; Poaceae
Product: Thylakoid lumenal 29 kDa protein chloroplastic
Exons: 11
Coding region: 25-1080 (351 amino acids)
Biological process (GO): response to reactive oxygen species; hydrogen peroxide catabolic process; cellular response to oxidative stress
Cellular component (GO): chloroplast thylakoid membrane
Molecular function (GO): peroxidase activity; heme binding
Source: RefSeq, marked provisional
CCGGCGUCAGAGGCGAGCAGAGAAAUGGCGGGAGCGAACUUCCUCUCCACCGCGGCGCUCGUCGCCCGCGGCGUCGCUGCCUGCUCUUCUAUUUCAACUCCGACACGGAGGCACCCGCAAAUCCGGGUGUGCUGCCGGGCUGACGUUGAGGCUAUGGAGGCCUAUGCCCAUGAAGAGCGCCUUCGAUUCCGUCGGAGAGAUUUCAUCGGCACCUGCGUCGGCACCGCUAUUGGUUUGGAAAUGAUCGACGGCUCUACGAGUUUCUCUGGAGUGGCUACUGCAGCUGAUCUCAUUGAGCGUAGACAAAGGUCGGAGUUCCAAUCAAAAAUCAAAGACACCCUUUACGUAGCCAUAAAGGCUAAGCCAGAGCUCGUUCCAUCGUUGUUGACCAUGGCACUGAAUGAUGCCAUGACAUACGACAAGACCACAAAAACUGGAGGCGCAAAUGGAUCUAUCAGGCUAGAAACAAGCAGACCUGAGAACAGUGGGCUCUCUUCCGCGUUGGAUUUGCUGACUGAAGCCAAAAAGGAGAUCGAUUCCUUUUCCAAGGGAGGUCCCAUUUCGUUUGCAGAUCUGAUCCAGUUUGCAGCACAAUCAGCACUGAAGAGAUCGUUUCUUGACGCUGCCAUUGCCAAAUGUGGUGGAAAUGAAGAGAAGGGAAGAACACUGUACUCUGCAUAUGGUUCAAAUGGGCAGUGGGGUCUGUUCGAUAGAACGUUCGGGAGAGCAGACGCACAGGAAGCAGAUCCAGAGGGAAGAGUGCCUGACUGGAGCAAGGCUUCUGUGCAGGAGAUGAAGGAUAGGUUCGUCGCUGUUGGGUUGGGUCCUCGCCAGCUUGCUGUUAUGUCAGCGUUCCUUGGACCUGACCAGGCUGCUACGGAGGGACGACUGAUAGCUGAUCCGGAUUGCCGUCCAUGGGUGGAGAAGUACCAGCGGAGCCGCGAGACCGUCUCCCGGACUGACUAUGAGGUUGACCUGAUAACUACACUCACAAAGCUGAGCUCCCUUGGCCAGAAGAUAAACUACGAAGCCUACACAUACCCUAAGCAGAAGAUUGACCUGGGAAAACUGAAACUGUAAGAGAUGAUUGCCGGGCACCUGCAUCGGCCGUAUCCAGGAAUCGGGAGCUAAUUGUAUGGUAGGCUCUGUCUGCUAGAGUGAUUUGAUUCGGCGCUGACGUCCAAGUAUUGGCUACUUACUGGUCAGCUGUCAGACAUUCUUCCCACGGCAAUUAGGAUGGUCCCUGUACAUGGUUAAAUUGGUUCUCCCAUUUCGUUUUGUGUGAACUUGAAGAGGCAAACGCUUGUGAGAAGUGAGGUGUUGUGUCAAUCCCCUUACGUAUACGAGACGACUGAAGAAUUAGUAGAAAAGAAGUGCAAGUGUCAUGUCUUGAGUCUGAAGUCUGAGCUCAUGUUUCUG